Folsomia candida is the source of this 1294-nucleotide messenger RNA. RefSeq lists its product as uncharacterized. The record is from RefSeq and is a predicted model, not a curated record. The transcript is spliced from 4 exons. Lineage: Eukaryota; Metazoa; Arthropoda; Collembola; Entomobryomorpha; Isotomidae. Bases 358 to 954 code for a protein of 198 amino acids.
ACACUACGCCAACCUCCUCACCAUCCUCGACUAGAAUAAUCCGCAUAAUGACAGUCAUACGUGUGUACAUUACAUGCUCGGUAGUAAGAAAAGAGUGCAAAAUGUAAAAUCUCACAAUUAACCUAACCUUCUUCGUUCCAACACGAACGGACUGACUGCUUCACAUUUUACUUAUUGGACUACAAGGAAGCUUUGGAAUGGGCGUUCUUCGCCAAAAUUACUGGGUAGCUGCUGGGUCUCUCUAAACUCUAAUAAGACCAAGUAUUGGCAGAAAGUGGAUUAUCUACUCCAAAUUUCAGAAACAGAUUGACACAUUUUUAUUAAGUUUGGUUCAAGUGUUAUCAGUGUUUGGCGAAAAUGGUUAUUUUGAACCCUUGUUGUUGCAUCUCCCUCCACCGGGGCUCGAAAACUGUGGCAAUCGUGGAUAUUAUAUUGGCAUGCAUUCCCUUAAUUGUGUUUAUAUGCAGUUUCGUCCCUGGGGUUUACGGAACGGGAGGUCAGCCAUUUACGGACUUUAAUACUGGAAUCUGGACAAUUUUCAUCGUCUUUCUCACCGCGGAUAUUGGCCUCUCUGUCCUCCUGUUUUAUUCAACCAGAGAGAAAUGUAUAAAGAACUUGAAGCGCUGGUUCUACAUAAGAUUGGUGACGACGGGGCUGAUGAUUUUGCUCAUCAUCGUCUCCGCCUGCUUCCAAGUGUCGAUCGAGUUCAUUCUCUACGACCUCUUUUACACCCUCUACCGCAUCUACACCCUCUGGGUGGUCUACCUCCACGUGGGCGAACUCGUGCACGAGGACACCUUCUACCCUCGCAAACAGCCACACCCCGACUUCUCCGUCGCCGUCAUUACCAACUCGAGGGGGCACAACAAGGGAGGUCAGCUUCCCUCCAGCUAUGACUAUCAGUACAAUGAGGCUGGGAACAGAUAUGGCACCGUCAAUGGGGCAUACGCCUAAUCAGCCCAUGGGGCACAAUCUCAACUCCUUUCCUAAUUUUUCCCUCCUCCGAGAAAUGAGUUUUAAACUUACACAGAUAUUUCUAGAUAACCAUGUAACCACUCCUUUUCCCAUAGUCAUCUCGAAUAAGAGGGAUUUGUAUAGUUUACUGACUCUACAUACUUUGAUCCGUGCAAGCUUCGCAUACUUGUAAAUUUAGGGCUUUGAUUUUAGUUGAAUAAGGUGGUAGUAUUGGUGAUUUGCAUAUAGUACACAAGUCCGAAAAUGUAAAAAGUAAGGUAAACCCAACUAAAACAGUUAAAACAGUUUUCUCAAUAAAUUUACAUAGUAAGAAAUAAGA